This is a messenger RNA of Pisolithus orientalis, 620 nucleotides long. RefSeq names its product heterokaryon incompatibility protein-domain-containing protein. The record is from RefSeq and is a predicted model, not a curated record. NCBI's taxonomy places the organism in Eukaryota, Fungi, Basidiomycota, Agaricomycetes, Boletales, Pisolithaceae. The transcript has a single exon. Bases 94 to 393 code for a protein of 99 amino acids.
CCCAAAGGUGAAAUCCUGAAGGAACGUGAUGACAAAUAUACUGGUUAUGCCAUACUGUCGCAUCGCUGGGGUGCCGAGGUCAAUUACGAAGAGAUGACUGGGCUGACGAAGAUGGGGGAAGGAGAGAGGAAUGAGGUCAGGGAGCGCUGCGGCUACCGAAAGAUUAUUAAGAGUUGUGAGCAAGCGAAGGACGGCUACGAAUGGUUGUGGGUAGACACCUGCUGCAUCGACAAACAGAGCAGUACGGAACUAUCGGAGGCAAUCAAUUCGAUGUAUCGGUGGUACCGAAAUGCACAGGUGUGUUAUGCGUACCUCAACGACGUCGACGAGAAGGUCUUCCCUGUCAAGCGAGAUGAGGACAAGUUCGACAAGUCCAAUGGCUGGCCGGAGUAGUUUGUACGGGGCUGGACGCUACAGGAACUCAUCGCCCCAAAGGAAGUCAAGGUCUUGCAUGUGUGUUGAAGGACAUCACGACAAUUCCACCCGCAGUUGUGAGGGAUGGCCUAGCUGCGAAGCGUCCCAGUCGCACAAAUCAUGUCCUGGGCCGCCGACCGGAAGACGACGCGUGUAGAAGAUCGGGCGUAUUCGUUGAUGGGGCUGUUUGGAGUGAACAUGCCCAU